Molecule: messenger RNA, 1195 nt
Organism: Corylus avellana
Lineage: Eukaryota; Viridiplantae; Streptophyta; Magnoliopsida; Fagales; Betulaceae
Source: RefSeq, a predicted model, not a curated record
AUGGGGAGAUCUUUCUUGGCUUCCUUUCUUCUUGUGUUUCUUUCCCUAUUUGUGGCUAAUGGGCAAUAUGGUGAUGGUCAGUAUGGGCCUGCAAUGUACUUCUUCGGGGACUCGGGAUUCGAUGUGGGCAACAAUAAUAACUUAUUCACAUUGAUAAAGUCAAAUUUCCCACCUUAUGGUCGUGACUUUCCAACCAAACAACCAACCGGGAGGUUCUGUAAUGGAAAGCUUGCCUGUGACUUCGCUGCUGAACGCCUACAAAUCCCUUAUCCACAAGCUUAUCUUAGCAGCGAAGCCAACGGAAAUAAUCUCUUGACCGGUGCAAACUUUGCUUCAGCUGCGUCUGGUUAUUUUGAUGCUACAGCCGAACUAUAUAAUACGAUCUCACUAAGUCAGCAGCUGGAGAACUACAGGGAGUACCAAAAUAGGUUGGUGGAAAUUGCAGGGAGAUCAAAUGCUUCAACAAUAAGAUCCGAUGCAGUCUACUAUCUUAGUGCUGGGAGCAGUGACUUUCUUCAAAACUAUUACAUUAAUCCUCUUCUUCAACUCGCCUUUACUUUUGAUCGCUUCUCAGACAUUCUCAUGCAAUCCUAUACAAACUUCAUCCAGAGGCUAUAUGCAUUGGGAGCAAGGAGAGUUGGAGUGACAACACUGCCCCCAAUGGGAUGCCUGCCAGCAGCCAUGACAAUAUUUGGUUUGGGUAGCAACGAGUGUCUGGAAUGGUUAAACAAUGAAGCCGUUUCCUUUAAUAAUAGGCUUAAUGCAACAUCUCACAGGUUGCAAAAUCAACUUUUUGGUCUCAAGUUGAUUAUCUUUGAUAUCUACCGACCUCUUUACAAUAUUUCCACAAAUCCUACAGCAUAUGGGUUUGCUGAGUCAAGGAAGGCAUGCUGCGGAACAGGUUUGCUAGAAACGUCAAUUCUAUGCAAUCCGUUUUCUGUGGGGACGUGUGCUAAUGCAUCUGAUUACGUCUUCUGGGACGGUUUCCAUCCAUCGGACGCUGCAAACGGAUUUAUUGCCGAAUCUUUGCUCGAAAGUGGCAUGCGGCUCGUGAGCUAAUCAUACACAUGUGCGCAUCUACCGUAACAUUACUCUUCUUAAUUUGCUCUUCAACCCAUAUGUUGUUGACGGUUAAUUUGGUUAAUUUAUUUAUAUUUCUUGUGGUUUUGUUUGUAAUAAUGGAAUAUGGAGGGAC